Molecule: messenger RNA, 6093 nt
Organism: Condylura cristata (star-nosed mole)
Lineage: Eukaryota; Metazoa; Chordata; Mammalia; Eulipotyphla; Talpidae
Gene: MOB3A
Product: MOB kinase activator 3A
Exons: 5
Coding region: 4209-4862 (217 amino acids)
Biological process (GO): signal transduction; positive regulation of protein phosphorylation
Cellular component (GO): cytoplasm; nucleus
Molecular function (GO): protein kinase activator activity
Source: RefSeq, a predicted model, not a curated record
CGGGCGGGUCUGUCAGGGCGAGCGGGUGUCACGGAAGCCUGGGGGCCCUCCGUGGAGUUCGUGGGUACGAACGUCCCUUUGGGAAACGUCAUGAAAUGUGGACCCAUGUUCUAAGGCAAAUUUUUAAAAUUUUGUGUAUUAAAAAUAUAGACCCGAUGUCAUCCACAUGGGACCCACGUAAUUUGGGGCCCGUCUCCCCAUAAAAGUUCGAGGGGUGUGGCUUUGAGGCGAGAAUGCAGAAUGGGCACCUUCGUAUCGAAAGCCACUUGCUAACUGUCCCUCACACAUCGGGGCGCCACAACGUGAUUCUCUGCGCGGAAAACAUGCCCUUUGAGUCAGCCCCACCUCCUGGCCGCGGUGAUAAGCCCGAAGGAUUUCCGUGCCCCCAGCCCACGUGGAAUGGGGCUCUUAAGGGGCCCGCCUCCCUCUGUGCCCCCCAGUCGGAGCAGAGCGGCCGGGCGAGCACUGGGCGCCAAGCGCCGGGACGUGGGCAGCGCCUGUUGGCCGCGGCUCCGCGCUGGCGAGCUGUGGGGCUUGCUUGAGUUGAGCAGCCUCGUCUUCGUAAAAUGUCAUUGCAGAGGGCAGGGGGAGGCUGGAAGCGGAAAGGCGCAGAGCACCAGGGGCUCGGGCAUCCUGAGGCCGCUGCUGGUUUGGGGGCCAGCUCCUUCUGGUCUUUGUGCGCAGGUACUUCCCGAAGCCUGCCCUGUUUGUUGUGGUUAGAUAGGGCGAUCUGAUGAACAGACACUAAAGCACUAAGCCUAUCACUGGGUAACUUUUGGCUCACAGUUUUUGGCAGUUUUGCAUAUUUCACACCUCACCUGGCAUGCUCGGGCUGCCUGCGCUGUCGGUUCAGAUGGGCCUCGGUUACACAUGCCCCAGCUCCACGCAAAGCUCAGCAGCGCUGUUAGCCCAUUUUGCAGACUCAGCACUGAGCAGUGCCAGAGGUACCGCCUCUGCCAAACACCAGGUGUGGGCGCUGCCGUCUCUCCUGUGCCCCAUUGUCCCUCCACAGUUGAGCUCCUAAGGACUGAGUGAACUGGUUCCCCUGAUGGUCGUGGUCACCUGUUGGGGUCUGUCGCUAGAACCAAUAGAGCAGGAGCGAGAACAGCCAGUUGCCCCUGCCUACGCCCUGUUUCUGCCCUCCCCACCCCUUUAUUUAUUCACCCCUCCCCAGGUUCAGAUCCCACAAACCUCAAACACCAGUCUGUCUGCCCACUCAGAGUGAGUGACACCAGCCACCCUUAAAAUGUGGCUGGUCCAAGCCAGGAUGUGCCGGGAAGACUUAGUAUCUUGUUCUUUUAAAGGCAGAGUAUCUCUUCAGCGUUUUCUACUUAGAUUCAUUAGCCUUUGAAGUUCUCUCGGGCGGCAGCUUUGGGUUAAGCAGAAUAUACUGUUAAUAUCAAUGUUCCUAUUUCCUUUUUACUUUUCAGUCUAGAUACCACACACUGGAAAUUUACACAUGCAGCACAGGUUAUACUUCUAGCCUCUUUUGUGGUGUCGAUUCUUUCCACAAAAUAUAUCUCCAAUUCCUGCUUUCAUCAUUUUGCACUUCCUGUUUGUGGGUUUAGUUAUUUCUUAAAUGGGCUCCCCAAGAAUUUAGCCUAAUGCUUGGUGAAUGGUGAUUGGUGAAUUCAUGUUGCCUAUUGUAUUUCUCACAGUCUAUUGUUCACAGCAAAUUGAGACUCACAGCAUAAUUAAGGGAAGGGACAGGGGAUUCCCACCACGCCCCAUCCCACCACUGCCCGUCUUUCCCACUAGCAGGGUCCCCCACCAGAUUGCACAUUUGUUACAAGGAUGACUUCUGUGGGCACAGAAGUCACAGAAUUACCCAGAAUUCAUGAUUGGCUUUAGGGGUUACUCUUGAUGUUGGAUGAAUACAGUACAUAUUCAUCAAGCUUCCUUGCCCUAAAAAUACUGUGCCCCACAAAUUCACCAACUCCUCCCCCACUGAUCUUUGUACUGUCUUCCCCCUGCCCACCUUUUCCAGAAUGUCCUUUCCACUCGUAACCCUCUCAGACUGUCUUCUCAGUAGUAACCAUUUCAGUUCCUCUUGUCUCGAAGCUGGAUAGUUUACUUUCAGUUUGAACCUAAAGGAAUCUGCCUAUCGGCCGCAUCUUUCACAAACCCAGGCACUGUUCUCCCAUAACAAACCUCCCUAAUAGCUCACAACCCAAAUUUUAGAAGUUUUUUACUCUCUGGCUUAGCAAAAGCAAAGCGGUUAUUUUAGUCCCCCAGAGGCUUGGGGAAAGUUCUUGAACUUUUUCAGUGAUCCCUAUUCUCAGCACAUUUAAGGCUCUCAGUUUCACAUGUGAAAGUGCCUCUAAGCUGAGGUCUGGAAUGUCAGCCCUUAAUCACCCUUCCGGGAACUCGUCUCCCAUCCCCAGUGCUUCACAAGAUGGAGGUUUCACAAAAAUUCCCCAGGCAGCUGACUUGGAACUUGGGUUUUCACUGAGAGAAGUUUUAGACAUGCCCCAGCUGGUGUUUCUGAUUUCCUGGAAUUUUGAGGUUCAGAUUGCUUAAGCAGAAAAGGGAGUCUGACUUCAGAAACCAAUUUUGGAAAAAGACACUCACUCCUGUGCUUCCUGAAACCCAGGAGAUAUUUGGGGCUGGUCUGGGAAGGGACUAGAGGGUGCUAUACCCUGGGUGCUAUACCCUCGGUGCUAUAUUCUGGGUGCUAUAGGGUAUGGAGCAGGUUCCCUGGCUCCCACCCACUCAGUACUAGAGCACCCCAGUAUAGUAACCACCAGUGUCUCCAGAUACAGCCCAGUGUCCCCUGGAGCAGUAUCCCUGGUAAGUCCCACAGCUGAAACCGAAAGUAACUGGUUGCUCUUCACAGUACCCUGGAAAGAAUGGGGUGCUGGAGCAGGCUGACCACAGUGGCUGUCUCCCCUCCCCUCUUCACUGGGAUCAGUCAGGUCCACACCCUGAGGAUGCAGUAGUAACAGGAAGCGGGGUGUUCCUGCACAGCAAGGGGGGUGUCUGCAGGCCUGGGGUCCAGGCACAUUUCUUGUGUCAGUUAAACAUGUCACAGCAUCCCCUGAAAGUUUGGACUGAGUCACCCUUAGCAGAAAGGGGGUUUUCUCAAGUAGCCAUAGCAGCCACUGGUGACCUCUCCUCUCUGAGGUAAGCUGAGACCGAAGUAGCCCACUGGGAGUUCCUUGCUAGGAUGUAGAAUUAUCUGCUGGUUGGUUCACAGCAGCCAGGGCCUGUCUUGUCAUGUGGGUGCCAGUGUUGGCUGGGGGCUCCGAGGUCCAGUGCCAGCCUCGGUGGCCCCAGCGGCUCCUCCUCGCUGCCUGCUGAGCUAGCCACAGCCUUCACAUCCCCAGACUGUGGCUGUGUCACCUCGUCUCUGUCUCUCUCGUCACUCAACUACUUCCCUGUGUGCUUUAGUCCCAGUCACCGUCCUUAUAAGGACACCAGGCACUGCAUCAGGGCCACCGGCCUCCAGGGUGACCCCACUGUAACUAAUCACAUCUGCAAAGACCCCAUUUCCAAACCAGUUAGCUCAUAGUCCCGGAUAGCAGGGGCCAGGACUUGAUAUAUUUUGGGGGGACAUGAAUGAACCCACUACAGGGCUUGCGAGUGGCAAGUGACGGCGGUUGGGCGUGAUGAGAAUGUUGUGGAAUUCAAGGUGAUGGUGCUGUAUGCUGUCAGUUUACUAGAAGGCUCAAAUUUACUGAGAGGCUCCUCAGGAGAGCUGGAGUGUAAAAGCGCCUGUUGGGGCCGAGCCUGGCUGGCUUCUCCCUUCUCCCACCGUGCAGGUCAGAGAGCCUUGCCCAGAAAACAGAGAUGUGAGUGCAGACAACAGCAGAGACCUCAGGCGGAGCCACCUCCACGUGAACACCGCACCCUGGCCGCAGCCUCCCCAGGGAGCGGCGAGACCACUAGAAACAAGAAUCUUCAAGUGGGCGGCAGCUCCACAGCCCCCUCUAGCAGGACAGACCCUGGGCCAGAGCAGUUUGCACACCGACCAGGAACACAGGGGGUCCACGUGAGGAGCCAGGAGCAGCCUGCCCACCUCCUUCCCGGCGGCCCUUGGAGCCCAAAGGACGAACCCACAGGCAGCACCAGGACACGGGGGCCUCCUGCUGCUCUCAGCCUGAACAGUGCUCGGGAGCCGUCGGGCCGCGACGUCCCGGUGGCCCUGACUCCUGCGUCCUCGGGGACUCCUGCGGCUCCGCAGGGGCACGUGGGGGGCAGGCCGCACCAUGUCCAACCCCUUCCUGAAGCAAGUCUUCAACAAGGACAAGACCUUCCGCCCCAAGCGCAAGUUCGAGCCGGGCACCCAGCGCUUUGAGCUGCACAAAAAGGCACAGGCCUCGCUGAACGCGGGGCUGGACCUGAAACUGGCCGUGCAGCUGCCCGCCGGGGAGGAGCUCAACGACUGGGUGGCCGUGCACGUGGUGGACUUCUUCAACCGCGUCAACCUCAUCUACGGCACCAUCAGCGACGGCUGCACCGAGCAGUCCUGCCCCAUCAUGUCAGGCGGCCCCAAGUACGAGUACCGCUGGCAGGACGAGCACCGCUUCCGAAAGCCCACGGCCCUGUCUGCCCCGCGCUACAUGGACCUGCUCAUGGACUGGAUCGAGGUGCAGAUCAACAACGAGGACAUCUUCCCCACCAGCGUCGGCACGCCGUUCCCCAAGAACUUCCUGCAGGUGGUGAGGAAGAUCCUGUCGCGGCUGUUCCGGGUGUUCGUGCACGUCUACAUCCACCACUUUGACCGCAUCGCCCAGAUGGGCUCUGAGGCCCACGUCAACACCUGCUAUAAGCACUUCUUCUACUUCGUCAAGGAGUUCGGCCUCAUCGACACCAAGGAGCUGGAGCCACUGAAAGAAAUGACCUCACGGAUGUGCCACUGAGAGCCCCUCACCAUGUUGCCACAGCAGCCAGCGACACCCAGCCCGGGCCUGCUCUUCUGUCAAAGCACCUGGCGAACUCCGCAUCUUGCUGCUGAGAUGCUCCCCAAGCGGCCCCAGGCCUGCUGUGAGCCCCGCGCCUAGAGGGGAGGGGGGAGAUGAUGAGCUCAAACUGCAAUUCUGUAUUGGCCUCCACAGGGAAAACCUGCUUUGUGUUUACACCAUUUGCUUUGCCCCCACCUGGCCGCGCCCCUGCAGCAAGGGCCCCCAGCACUGAGUGCUGACUCUGCCAGGCCUGGGGCCGGGUCCUCCAGGCCAGCCUCUCUCCUGAGAGGUACGAUUCCCACCCCACGCUGUCCCCUCCCUCGCAUCUUCCUAAACCCAGUUCUGCUGUCUCAGUUCCUCUAAGAUGUUUUUGGCCUGUCUGUGCAGCAUCCUGGACCCAGGUUUUUACAUACAAAAGAUUUAAUCUUAUAGAUUUUUAUAGUUUCAUGUACAACUGCUUUGAGAUAUUAAAGAAACAUUUUUUUUUACGUAUACAAGGUGAGCCAAUCCCCACCCCAAGAAAAGACCCCCCUUUCUGUAGUGAUGACACAGGUCAGCUCUCCCACAGAGCUCCCCUCUCAGGGCUGGGCAGCUUUGCCUUCACCUAAAGGUUACUGGACUUAGCUUCUCUCCAGAUGCCCGUUAACUCUCAGAGGAAGUCGGACAGGUGCCUCCCAGGGGCUGGAGGCCAAAAUCCCAGAGCGCGUCCCCACAGGCCUCAAGUGGUGUGAGCAGGGCUCCCAGGCCCCUGCCCUCCAUUGCCCUGCUCUAGCAUCAUCUGUGGCCUUUCUGACGGGGCAAUGGCCACCGCCUAGGCCGGCGCGUCCCCAGCCUCCUGCAGCACUGAGUGCCGCCGCGUCGGGAUGCUCUGACUGCCUGACAUUGAGCAAACGCGAUGAGUGUGACCUCGGCUUGGGUCCUCUGGAGCCCUUGGGUCCAGCCACCCCACCCCAUGGGGAGAUGGACCCCAAGGACUACAGAGAGCCGUCUGAUCAAAUGUAGCUCUUUUUAUAAUACCGGGCCAUGACCCUCUGGCACCCAUGGUCCCCGCCAUUCCUCCAACCUGGCCUGGUUGGGGACAGUCAGGCACUGCUGGGGCAGGGUGGGUCCCCACCCCAGAACCCCUCUGCACCUGUAUGUGUCUCCGCACAAACACCAGAAUAAACUGUGCCAACAUUAUGCCCACUCA